Molecule: messenger RNA, 2328 nt
Organism: Oncorhynchus masou masou (cherry salmon)
Lineage: Eukaryota; Metazoa; Chordata; Actinopteri; Salmoniformes; Salmonidae
Exons: 13
Coding region: 34-2253 (739 amino acids)
Cellular component (GO): cell surface
Source: RefSeq, a predicted model, not a curated record
ACAGACAGACAGACAGGAGAAGAGAAAGACAUAAUGGACCUUGGUAUGCUGCUCCUGCUGGUACUCAGCAGUGCAGUCUGCCACAGCGCGGAUUCAACGUAUUAUGGCGGGACUAUGCGCUGUACAGUACCGGGAUACAUGCCCCCAGACUCGAAAUGGACAGGGGAGGUACAAUUCCACUACCGUGAGAAUGGCCGGGACAGGUGUGAACAGCAGUUCUCCUGGGAGUGCACCAGCGGCUACUGUAAUGGCAGUGCCAACCGACAAGGACCUGUCGUGCAGACCACCGACAAGGACCAGUCCGGCCAAAACCUCUGGUGCCAGUCGGAGGGACACUUCACUAGAAACUUCACUAGGGACCAGAAAACCCAAUCCUACACCCUGAGUGACUCAGGUUGCUGUUGGGGCUCCAAUGUCAAUGGAAAGACCAACUGGACAAUACACACCGAGGUGGAUUUGGGGUUACGGGUCAGCCCGGGGCCUCCAACCCAAAACACACCUCCUGUCACGGCAACUGUCCCAACCCUGCGAGUUCCUCAGAACUGCUUUUCCACUCUUCCUCUCUUGGCCUAUGACCCGGAUGGAGAUGACGUGAGGUGCCACUUCCCUGUGAACGUCGCACACCCCAACAUUACACUUGACAGGGUCCAGUGCACUCUGCAUGCCACGGGCCUGUUGGCUGUAGGGUUGCAUGUAUUUGAGGUGCUGCUGCAGGACCACCCCACUGUAGACGUCAACAUGACGGGAUAUAAAUGUAAUUAUACCAGAAAGGCCCUGAACGAGUCCUAUGCCAGAAGCCCGACUCCGACCCUGUUCAGCCAUGUGCCCUUGCAGUUUGCCGUGGACAUCCAGCCAGCUCUAUCCAACUGUCUCCCUGGCUACAUACGACCACAGUUCUUGACUCCAACACCUUCACAUGGGGAUGUCCAUCAUGCCGCUGUGGGUCACCUGUACCAACUCGAAGCCCGAGUAAAAACCGCCCAUGCCAAGACAUUUGACUUCCAGGUCAGCGGCCCUUCCAACAUGACCAAGAAGAUCCGGGAUGAGGGCGUUGGUGUCACGAGGCUCUUCCUGGGCUGGAUCCCGCAGGGAAGACACCUGAGACAAAACAUUCCCAUCUGUUUCACUGCCGAGACAAACGAGAGCCAGUCAGAGAUGAGAUGUGUGGUUGUGGUGGUGGCCAAAGCCCUCGCACUUACAGGUGAGGCGACUGUUUUGUGCACAGAGAAUAGGAUCAGCAUCGCCGUGAGCAAGGCCUCUCUGCCUGGGGUGGACAUGAAGUGGCUGCGUCUCGCCGACUCAUCCUGCUCCCUAACCUCCAACCAAACACACAUCAUGGGCACCAUGUCACUCAAAACCUGUGGCACAAAGAUGGAGGAUGCAGGUGACUUCAUGGUGUUCAAAAACGAAAUAAACUCCUUCGACGCGGUCAACGCGACCAUCACGCGCCGUAACCGGAUCAACAUCGGCUUCUCCUGCCGGUAUCCCAAGACCGUCAGCAUUUCCAACUACUACCAGAUCCACAGCUCCAACUACAUGUUCACAGAGUCCAACUUUGGUAGCUUCGGCUACACCUUUGAGGUCUUCAAGGACAGUAAGUUCACCCAGAAGGUGGAUCCCAGUGCUUACCCAGUGAAGGUGAAGCUAAUGGACAGGCUGUACAUGGGCAUCCAGGCCCAGGCCGAUCUGCCCAAGGUACAGCUGUUGGUGGAGUCAUGCAAAGCCACUCCGGAUGACAGCGCCAGCAGCAGUCUCUUCUACGACCUCAUCAAAGACGGGUGUCUACAGGACGAGACAGUCAAGGUUUAUCCCGGAAACCCAACCCAAUUCUACUUUGAGGUCCAGGCCUUCAAAUUCACUGGGAGCUACGACCAGGUGUUCCUCACCUGUACCGUCAUCCUGUGUGAAGUAGGAAACCCCACCUCUAGGUGUGACCAGGGCUGCCUGAACAAAGCCUCGCGGAGGCGCAGGCGAGAUCUCCCCAACGGAGAGACAGACAGGCACUACAUUACCCAGGGUCCUUUCCGUGUGGUCAGAGAGACCCAGCCCAGUGCAGACCAGAAGGCAGGUGAAAAGACCCGUGCAGCUCCUGUUGUCGACGUGGAAGCUCCAUAUUUUCUCAGAUCGGACAUGGGAACCAUAGUCUUUGCCGGGCUGUUCAUCAUGACCUUGAUUCUGUUGACUGUGGUCGUGGUCUAUUUUUUGAAGAAGAGCAGAGCUGAAGAACACGAGGCUCUCAUUGCAUAUGAUUAGAGAAAUAUAACUGGAUUUGUGCCUGACCAGGGUCACUUCUGGUUUUACCAAAAGUAAAGCACAUCUUUCAAAUGA